UAUCUAGUGACCAGAGAAACCGCUCCCCGCCCCCUAAAACAAAAUAACCCCAAGAACGACAAACACGCCUCCGGAGCGCAAUUGAGUCGCAUUCGCACACGGCUGAAGAAUUGCCCACAUUCCUUUCCUUUCCACUGAUUCCAGACGACUGCAUGUAGCGCUCCCUCAAUUCAAUCGUUCAGGCCACAAAUUUCCUUCUACCCCUCGCGACCCCGCUUUGGCGGUGUUCUCAUUCCUGAGACGGACACCACCCCCCCUCCCUUCGAAGACCACCGCGGCGGGGUAUAAUCGAGAUCGCCGCCUCGCCUCGCAGUUAUGCCCUGGCGGCCUCUGCCUCGCAUCGCUUUUGCUGUGGCUAUCUAUCCCUUCCAGCCUUCCACUCCGGCAGAUCUACCCCUUGAGCUUGGCGAUGAAUUGUACAUAAUUGAGCAAGGAGGCGCCGAUGGGGAAUGGUGUCGUGGAUACCUGGUCGCUCCACCGUCGCUGCUGGCGGGCUUGACCAGCACCAAGGGUCAAACACUCGAGGCAAGAGUCUUCUCGGGUGUCUUCCCGCGGAACUGUGUCGAAAUCCGGGAGGUUUUGGGUGACAGCGAAAGAACUAUAACCAAUGGAGACCGGUCGAGCUUGGUUCUGACACCUGGUACCGAGGGAGACGUGAGAGAUAAUAUUACCUCCUACCACGACGACGAGGGCCCGCUCGGGGAAGUCUCCGAUGUAGUGAUUGCGAAGAAAGGCAAGCCGUCGCAGAUCUUCAUUCAUAAGUUGGAUGAAGAUGAUCAGUCAAGCCCGCGCUCACUUGUGAGCCACACUUUGGGAGCUGUCUCAGCACCGACCUCACCUAUCAUCGUGGCUCCGCGGGACCCUACCGCCCCCAAGCCGGCUGCACCGGUGCCAAUGCUUAAAAUCGGUGACGAAACACCAACAUCGCUGUCGGAACCGCUCGUGGAUGAGAUCGCAUCCUGCUUGCGUGAAUGGCAUUCCACUAAUUUGCACCAACUGCUACUGUCCCGCCAGUAUGAUACCGUCGAAGAAAUGUCAAAGAUUGUACAAGAACUCGACCUUGCAAGGCGGCAACUUCAAUACAAUGUGCUCACAGCCAAGGAGAAAGUCCAAUUGCGACAAGAGGUAGUAUGGAAGCUGGUCCAGGGUAACAAAACGUUGGGCGGAGAAGUCAUUGUUCGAGAUCCUCAACAGAGGGGUCGGCUACUUACAGGCGAUGAUUCCGCGGUCCAGUUGACCAAGUUGCAAUCCGAGAUGAGUAUGCUUGAUAGUGCUCCUGCACAGCAAUCAGAUGCGGCUUCUCUGCAUCAUUUGCUCCUCGAGGUGAAUGCUGUCUCGGGCAAUGCACCAGGCCCCGUGACACUGGCCCUCUACUUGUGUUCGCAGUCGGAGACUGGCGCUCUGACUCCACUGUCAGAGACCUACCUUCUGGAUAUCCCAUCGCCUGACAAGUUUGCGAAUAUGGGUCAGAGCCACAAACUGAAAACGCUCUUUACUGACUUGAGCAACACGGACUUUGGCGACGACGCUUCGACCAAUGGCCCCAAGUUGUAUUUAAUUGUGGCCGUUCGCGCAUCGGAAACCGCCUCUGUGGCCAGCGCCGCAGCUCAACCAAGAUCGUCACUCUCGCGCGAUAGUGCCACUGUCAGUAGAACGCCGACGAUAGCCAACCAUUCCGCGAAGAACAGUCUGAAAACCCGUCGCAGUAUGAUGUGGACAUCUAAGCGCGGCGCGACGGGCACUGAAGCGGUCAAAGAGGCCAGCAAAGGACCUCCUCGAUCCUCGGAGAGUGUUUCCAGCAACAAGGAACGGACCAGCGCUAGCCAACCGAGCUCAACGAAAGAGACGACCCAUAUCCGUACAUUAGGAAUUGGUUUCUUGGAAGUCUCCCCGAUUUUACGUUCAGAAAAGGAUACGGAAGAAGUGCUCAACAUUUGGUCUCCAUCUGAUGAGAGCGACGAGAAAGAAGGACGCGCUGACGGUUUCGAUGGUCUGGUUCGCACACUACUUCCAAGUCUCAGUGGGAAAUAUGUCCGAUCCCAGCCAGCUGCUCGACUUCACCUUCAUCUUUACCCGCACACCAAUCCCGACUCAGAUGCCUUGGUGCGGAAGAACCCCACGACCAUGCUGAAUGUCACUCAGACUAGACGCAUCGGCUUCGCUCAGGCCCCGAGCAAACCUAGAUCGGAUAUUUACGUCACCAUCUCCCAUGCCACUUUCCCCAAUGAUGCCCUCCUCUCGCAUCCCCAGUCGGGUCAGGUGCCUGUACCGACGCUGACGGGACUUCGAAACUUGCAGCUGACUCUCGAGGUCCGGACCUCGUCAGGAGCACGCGUUGACCGCUGCGUUUUCCCUGCAUCUAACCAACCUUCACAAACUGCCUGGCGGACCACGGUCGCUGAGCGCGGAGCACCGUGGAAUCAGACCAUUCGUCUCAACAUCCCAACGGACCAGAUUCCUGGGUCGCAUCUGAUAAUGAGUAUCGCAGAUGCUCCCGAGUUCCCCUUUGCUCUUGCCUGGAUGCCUCUAUGGGAUAACAAGGCCUUUAUGCGAGAUGGUCCUCAUUCGCUUCUGCUACAUGCGUACGACAAGUGUACCUCGAGCAUCGAGAACGGAAAGGGCGCCUACCUGUCUCUUCCGUGGAGCUCACUGGGGAAGAACGAGUCAGCAAAGGACGAAGCUAUCACUGGGCCCUUGGCAACCUUGCGCCUGGAGACGCAUCUGUGUAGCACCGAAUUUUCCCAGGAUCAAGUGAUACUGAGCCUUUUGAACUGGAAAGAGCGGCCCGUCAGUGAAGUCUUGGACACCCUCAAGCGGGUUCUCUUCGUACCCGAAAUCGAGAUUGUGAAACAACUCAGCAGUGUCCUGGAUGCAUUAUUCGGCAUAUUGGUCGAGAAUGCUGGAAACGAAGAGUAUGAAGACUUGAUUUUCAACAACUUGGUGACUGUUCUGGGAAUCGUGCACGACCGACGAUUCAACCUCGGUCCCCACGUUGACCAUUAUGCUGAGAACCAAUUCAACUUCCCGUUUGCUACGCCGUGCCUUGUUCGAAGCUACUCACGCCUUCUUCAGGCCAACUCGGAUCCACAACAGUCACGCAAUCUGCGGGCCACAUUCAAGGUGGGCCGCCAUGUUCUGAAAUUCAUCAUCAAUGCUCGCCAACAGCAGAAGGCCAAGGAGGAAGGCAUUGGGAUCACGCGAGUCCAGUCGACCUUCAAUCGAGACUUGCAUACUAUCUUCAAGUCACUGGAGGCUCUAAUGAAGGACACGUCGCCUGCGACGGUGGGAAGCAAAACACUGGUGGUUCAGCAUUUCCAUACGUGGCUGCCUGAACUCUCCAAAGUUCUCGGGCGAGACGAAACGAUUAUGAUCGCGCUCAGCUUUAUGGACGCCUGUAAGGACGUCAAGGGUAUGCUGAUACUGUAUAAGUUGGUUCUCAUUCAACACUAUACCCGCUUAGAGAUCUUUAGCUCCGGCGCCGAGAGACGAAGCCUGAUCUCCAGCUGUAUCAGCUGGUUGGCUCCGUACUGGGGUGCGACAGGUACUGUGUCUGAUCUCUAUCGUGAUCAAGUACGUCUGUGCUGCGCCGUGGUAGCGGAACUGUUGAAGCAGCCCGACUCUCUCCUCUAUGAGUUCAUGCCCAAGAUCGUUUCAUCAUAUUACUCUAUCAUACCGGAUGGGGUGGAAGAAACAAGCUUUCUUUCCUUGCUCUUCAGUAAGACAUUCCCAUUCCAAGUCAAGGCCUCAAAACAGUCGCAGCGGCUUGAUGAGGCAUUGGUCGAGCUUUCUGCAAUCAUGGCCGCUACGGCGGCAGUUCCCAGUCCCAAACGGCCUCGGUUGAAAGGCUUAGAGCUGUCUACUUUCCUCUCUCAAGCGUUCGAGGUGCACAAUUCAAUAUUAAAUUGUGAAGCGUACCCUGAAAGCUGGUUCAGCGUUCAUGUCUACAACCACCGCGCGACAGUCAAGAGUCUAGAGUUUCUUGCAGGAAUUCUGAUCAAGAAGUUCCUUCCAGCACCGGAAGAAGCCGAAACCUUCGACACGCGACUCUGGGAGAACUUCUUUACUACUCUGCUGAAGGUGGUCUCGAGUGAAGCGCUUGCCCUUGAGACUUUUCCCGAGCAGAAGCGGCGCGCCAUUUGGAAGAUUGCUGGCGAUGUUCGAGAGCAGGGCGCAGAUCUACUUCAUUCUAGCUGGGAAGCCAUCGGUUGGGAAACAACCGAUGAGGAGAGUGAGCGCUAUGGGCUAAGCAAAUUGGGCGGUUACCAGGUGCAGUAUGUUCCGGGAUUGGUGGCACCCAUCAUCGAGCUUUGCCUUAGCGUGCACGAGGGUCUACGACAUGUCGCUGUCGAGAUCUUGCGGACGAUGAUCCUGAGCGAGUGGGGACUCAACCAGGACUUGUCUAUCAUUGAAACGGAGGUCAUCUCCAGCCUCGAUAACCUGUUUAAGCGCAAGAAUAUGAGUGGCAGCGUGGUGCAAAAAUUGUUCAUUCAAGAGUUGAUGGACCAUUUUGAGGGCUACUCCGAGUUCGAUGAGGAUCUUUCUGAAGCAGUUGGUGCUUUGAUAGCCACUGUGGAUGAGCUGUUGGACCUGUUUGUGGCGUCGCAGGGUGGGUCUAUGGCUGAAAGCCUGCAUACCCUUCGAUUGAUGAAGUACAUGAAAGACAUGGGCCGCGAGGAUAUCUUCAUACGCUACGUGCACGAACUUGCUCAGGUUCAGGCUGCCGCGGGCAACCUCACCGAAGCUGGCCUGGCGCUCCAAUUCCAUGCAGAUCUGUAUGAGUGGGAUCCGAGGCGGACACUGCCGGAACUGCUCAACCCUGCUUUCCCAGAGCAAACCCCAUUCGAGAGAAAGGAGUCGCUGUAUUUCUCGAUUAUUCAGUACUUCGAGGAUGCGAAAGCUUGGUCGCAUGCGCUUGUGUGUUAUAAGGAGCUCACACAGCAGUACGAAGAGACAACCAUGGACUUCGCUAAGCUCUCCCGGGCACAGAGCUCGAUGGCUAAGAUUUACGACCACAUCGCGAAGGAAGACAAGCAAAUUCCACGAUACUUCCGUGUGUUGUACAAGGGACUCGGAUUCCCACUUACUCUGCGUGAUAAGGAGUUCAUCAUCGAAGGGGCUCCAAACGAGCGGAUGGCUUCCUUUGUGGAUCGCAUGCAGAAGGAGCAUCCAGCGGCGCAAAUUAUGUCGUCCGGUGAGAUCCAAGACUAUGAGGGCCAAUUUCUACAGAUCAGCUCUGUCAGUAUUUACCGCGAUGUGGAUCAUCCGGUUUACCAACGGUCCAAAAUCCCGCAGUCAGUCAGAGAUCAUUUACUGGUUUCCGAGCCUUACCAAUUCACAACAACGCUGAGGAGACAUGUGCGCGACGCGGAUGUGACGCAGCAAUGGGUGGAGAAGGCUAUCUACACCACCGCGGAACCCUUCCCUAACAUUCUGCGUCGCAGCGAAGUCGUGGAGGUGAAGGAGGUUUCACUGUCGCCUCUGCAGAGCGCACUUGAAAGAACCUGGCGCAAGACUCAGGAGCUAGUCUCGCUACAGCGACGAGCCGCAUCCGGAGAAGAUACUAGUCUGAAUAAUCUUACGGAAGCAGUGCAGCAGUUAUUGGAGCUGAGUGCGUCCACUCCAAACUGUGUUGCUUCUUACCGGCAGUUUUUGGACGACGUGCCCGACGAGGACGAGGGUGGAUUAGUGACACCCAAGCCCGCCGAUCCGAUGAAGAAUGCACUCGCAGUAGCUCUCAUUGACCACGCUUUAGCUAUCAAGCAUUCUCUGGCGCUUUACCACCGUCCGGCCCAUCAAGCUACGCAAGCGGAAUUGAUGCGUCGAUUCGAAGAGGCAUUCGCGCCGGAGAUUGCCUCCCUCCGUCCAAACGAGCCCGAGACCCCUCCAAGAUCUCCCCGCAAGUCUCCCAGAUCGGUGGACAGUCGCCAAAAGCAGUCUAUUUCGCGAGCCUUGAGCCCGGAGCAAGAGCUGAUUCGCUCCUCACGCAAGGCACAUGGCCGUAAGCACUCAACGAAGCAUUCAGUCAGCCAUCGGAUUAGCGUGAUGAACCCCUUCAAACGCACGAAUCAUGCUCCAAGUAAUUUGGUGACCCCGGUACAGGAGGAGCCGAAGAAGCAGACCGAGGUCAAUGGAGCUCAGGGCGGAGAGCCAGGCCAGGCGGAAUCAGUUGAUCACGAUGAUGCAGCCACGAUCCAGAGUCGCACUACCGUCCAAUCGCGCGAUACUCAGACCAAGCGGCGAAGCUUAUUUGGCGACGUCCUGCACAAGCACAGCUCGUCCUUGUCAAUCAGCAGCAACGCCCUUGAAGAGACCCCAAGCCAGAAAGGACAGCGGUCGAGAAGUGCUUCUCGGGAUACGCUUGGCGUAUCGAAUGAUUCUAUCAGCCGCACGGCAUCCCACACGAAUGGGACAGUCGAAGGCCGUACGUCAGUAAGCAGCCCAAAGAGCGGGGGUUGGUCGACAAUCCCUUCCAUCAGCGACUAUCCACGGCCAGUGACGCGGAGCAGCAUGGCGUCUGUCCGCAGUCCGGAGCUCACCAGCCCGACCGGCCACGGCCACGGGAAGCGCGACUCGAUGAUGAAGCGCUUCAGUUUGCUCAAGGGCGUCAGUCGAAAGGGCAGCCGCCCUGAUUUCAAGACGGACACUCCUCUGCGGGAGGAGUAACUUAUAAUCUGUUUUUCCUUUUUCGACCUUCAUUUCUUCCCUGAUGUCUGGACAUUAAACCUUUUAACUUGAAUUUCCUUG
Messenger RNA from Aspergillus saccharolyticus JOP 1030-1, 6744 nucleotides. RefSeq names its product guanine nucleotide exchange factor DCK1. Lineage: Eukaryota; Fungi; Ascomycota; Eurotiomycetes; Eurotiales; Aspergillaceae. The coding region runs from base 316 to 6663 and encodes 2115 amino acids. Gene Ontology annotation, cellular component: plasma membrane; cytoplasm. Gene Ontology annotation, biological process: small GTPase-mediated signal transduction. Gene Ontology annotation, molecular function: small GTPase binding; guanyl-nucleotide exchange factor activity. The record is from RefSeq and is a predicted model, not a curated record. The transcript has a single exon.